Messenger RNA from Nothoprocta perdicaria, 7382 nucleotides. RefSeq names its product integrin subunit alpha V (gene ITGAV). The coding region runs from base 1 to 2979 and encodes 992 amino acids. NCBI's taxonomy places the organism in Eukaryota, Metazoa, Chordata, Aves, Tinamiformes, Tinamidae. The transcript has 30 exons. Gene Ontology annotation, molecular function: integrin binding. Gene Ontology annotation, biological process: cell adhesion mediated by integrin; cell-cell adhesion; integrin-mediated signaling pathway. Gene Ontology annotation, cellular component: external side of plasma membrane; integrin complex. The record is from RefSeq and is a predicted model, not a curated record.
AUGUGUGCAGCAGAACAGGAAAUCUGUACCCCCGUGAUUAAAGAAACUCAGACAUAUCUUCUCGUGGGAGCUCCGAAAGCCAACACUACCCAGCACAACAUUGUAGAAGGAGGCCAGGUGCUCAAAUGCAACUGGAAUUCCAACAGAAACUGCCAGCCCAUUGUAUUUGACUCCACAGGCAACAGAGAUUUUGCUCCUGGUGAUCCUCUGGAAUUUAAGUCUCAUCAGUGGUUUGGAGCCUCUGUGAGAUCCAAAAAUGAUAAAAUUUUGGCCUGUGCCCCUUUGUAUCACUGGAGGACAGAAACRAAGCAGGAGAGGGAGCCCGUAGGAACCUGCUACCUGCUGGAUGGGUCUCGAGCCGUGGAGUAUGCGCCCUGCAGGUCAAGUGGUGUUCAACAUCCAGACCUGCUUACUCCUCUGCAGGGAGACAGGGUUUUACUUGGAGGACCUGGAAGUUUUUACUGGCAAGGCCAGCUUAUAUCUGAUCGAGUGGCAGAGAUUGUGGAUAAAUAUGACUCGAGAAUUUACAGUACAAAGUAUGAAGACCAGUUAGCAACCCGGCCAGCCAGUGCUGCUUUUGAUGACAGCUACUUGGGUUAUUCAGUGGCUGUUGGAGACUUCAGUGGUGAUGGAAUAGAAGACUUUGUAUCAGGAGUCCCAAGAGCGGCAAGAACUCUGGGCAUGGUGUCUAUUUACAAUGGCAAAGACAUGUCUUCCAUGUACAACUUCACUGGAGAGCAGAUGGCUGCCUAUUUUGGGUAUUCAGUGGCUGCCACAGAUAUCAAUGGGGAUAACUAUACAGAUUUGUUUAUUGGAGCCCCUCUCUUUAUGGAUCGAGGUUCUGAUGGGAAACUUCAAGAGGUCGGCCAAGUUUCCAUUUGCCUUCAGCGAGCGUCUGGAGGGUUUCAGAUCACAAAGCUGAAUGGUUUUGAGAUAUUUGCAAGAUUCAGCAGUUCAAUUGCACCUCUGGGUGACCUAGAUCAGGAUGGCUUCAAUGAUAUUGCAGUUGCAGCCCCAUAUGGUGGAGAGGACAAGAGAGGGCUUGUUUAUAUCUACAAUGGAAGAGCGACUGGAGUGAACAGCGUUCCCUCCCAAAUCCUGGAAGGACAGUGGGCAGCUCGCACCAUGCCACCCAGCUUUGGGUACUCGCUGAAGGGAGCCACAGAUGUGGACAAAAAUGGAUAUCCAGAUCUGAUUGUUGGAGCCUUCGGUGUUGACACAGCUGUUCUGUACAGGGCUAGGCCAGUCAUCAGAGUAAAUGCUGCCCUGGAAGUUAAUCCAACUAUUCUAAACCCAGAAAACAAAGCGUGUUCACUGUCAGAUGUGAAAGUUUCUUGCUUUAAAGUGAAGUUCUGCUUAAAAGCGGAUGGCAAAGGAAAACUCCCUAACUCGCUCAAUUUCCAAGUGGAGCUGCUGUUGGACAAACUUAAACAGAAAGGAGCUAUAAGGAGAGCUCUGUUUCUCCACAGCAAACAGCCUAGCCACUCUAAGAACAUGACUAUUACAAAGGGAGGGAAAAUGAAUUGUGAAGAACUAGAUGCCUUUUUGAGGGAUGAAUCUGAAUUUAGAGACAAACUGACUCCCAUUACUAUUUUUAUGGAAUACCGUCUCGAUUACAGAACAGCUGCYGAUCCAACAGGAUUGACUCCUAUCCUCAACCAGUUCACUCCUGCUAAUAUGAGCAGACAGGCAUAUAUUCUGCUGGAUUGUGGUGAUGAUAAUAUCUGCAGACCAAAGCUGGAGGUUUCAGUAAAGAGUGACCAGAAGCAGAUCUAUAUUGGUGAUGACAAUCCUUUGACACUAACUGUCAGUGCUCAGAAUCAAGGGGAAGGAGCCUAUGAAGCAGAGCUCUUUGUCAUCGUCCCACCCCAAGCAGACUUCAUUGGUGUUGUUCGUAACAGAGAGGAUUUAGCCAGACUGUCAUGUGCAUUUAAAACUGAGAAUCAAACUCGCAUGGUAGUUUGUGACCUGGGAAAUCCCAUGAAAGCAGGAACUAAGCUCUUAGCUGGCCUGCGUUUCAGCGUGCACCAGCAGUCUGAAAUGGAUACCUCUGUGAAGUUUGACCUUCAAAUCAGAAGUUCCAAUCUAUAUGAUAAUCUAAGUCCAGUAGCAUCCUAUCAGGUUGACCUUGCCAUUUCAGCAGCCGUUGAAAUUAGAGGUGUGUCGUCUCCUGACCACAUAUUCCUUCCUAUUGCAAACUGGCAGCCCAAGGAAAAUCCAGAAACAGAAGAUGAUAUAGGGCCUCUAGUUCAGCACAUCUAUGAGCUAAGAAACAAUGGACCAAGUGCUUUCAGUAAGGUGAUGAUGACGCUACAGUGGCCUUACAAAUACAAAAACGACACACUCCUGUAUAUCAUUCAGUAUGAAAUUGAUGGUCCUAUGAACUGCACUUCUGAUAUAGAGAUCAACCCAUUGAAAAUUAAGAUUUCUGCUCCUAAAGAUGAGGAUAAGAAUGAAACACUUAAUAGGGAAGAUAAUCGUGGUCACCGUAUCAGUCGAAGGGAUUUAUCUGCCUUUGAGGGAAACGUUCAUACUUUGGGCUGUGGAACUGCUGAUUGUUCAAAGAUAGUCUGUCAAGUUGGCCACCUGGAAAGGGGAAAGAGUGCAAUAUUGUAUUUAAAAUCCCGCCUUUGGGUCCAAACCUUCAUGAAUAAAGAAAAUCAGAAUCGCUCUUAUUCUCUCAAAUCAUCUGCUUCGUUCAGUGUUAUAGAAUUCCCUUAUAAGAACCUUUCCUUUGAAGAUAUCCAUAAUUCUACAAUUGUUACUACAAAUAUUACAUGGGGCAUUCAACCCCAGCCUAUGCCUGUGCCAGUGUGGGUUAUAAUUUUGGCUGUCCUAGCAGGAUUAUUGCUCUUGGCUGUUCUAGUGCUUGUUAUGUACAGGAUGGGCUUCUUCAAACGUGUGAGACCACCUCAAGAAGAACAAGAAAGAGAACAACUGCAGCCCCAUGAGAAUGGGGAAGGAACAUCAGAAGCUUAAGCAGAGUUUUAUCUGUAAGACAUUCUAAAACUUUUCGAAGUCUUCAUCGAGGUUACAAAUACUGGCUUCCCUGUUAAGGAAAAGACACUCGUGACUGCGAUGCUGCUGAUGUCAAAAGGUAUUGGCACCUGCAAAACAAGAGCAAUGUGUAUAAAUCAUCCCUUUUGUAUUAAUCAUGUUGACACAUGUGACUAAUGCAUAUGCACUGAUUUGUGAGUAACGCGUAGUGCUUUGAUUUUGCUUACUGGGAUGUAGGAGGCAACAUCACUUUCCAGUUCAGUCUGCCUCUGCAUGACUUGCUGCAUAGAUUCCAUUUACACUCUUUAAGCCAGCAGCUACUGUAGACACUUUCUGGAUUACGUGUUUUGAUAGAUUUUUGUUGUAGUACACUACACUUAAUUUUCUAGCUCAUGAAAGCUAGUUGCACAAAAAACCAAGCACAGCUUGUUUUACAAAGCUAAAGAGUAUUCUUUGACCCAUUCAUUUUGCUAAUGAUUUUUCCUCCUGAUCAAAAAAAAAUAAUGAAAGAGGUUAUUCAGUGGAAUCAUUACCCUCUGAUCUCUUCUACACCCCAGUUUCCCCUUCCUGCCUGGCCAUCUAUCCCCUGGACUCCCCUGAGACUGCUCUCCUGAUGCAAGGUCCCCUACCUUAGAGACUGAGGCUAUGGAAAGAGAAGUGAGGGAGAAAACUGGGGGUGUUGCACUCCCUAUGAGACCCUGAGAGAAGAUGCAGGGCAAGAUCCAAAGACUGUUCUUUGCACGAAGGUGGGAUUGAUGGGUCCCACAGAAUUCUGGGCAUCCAUUCAGGUACUGCCAAGGGCAAGAUGUUGGACUUAGCUGCCAAAAGAUGUGUCUGAUCUGAAAACACAUAGUCUUUAUGCCUAUAGAUCAUACCUCCAUAGGACUUAAAACUGCAUUUUCUUGGGUUGAACUUCCAUCCUUGGCAAAACAGUAGAGGGAAUAUUUGUGGCAGGUUACCUGGGGCACCCUGGGAAAGCUGCUAAUAAUUCGAGUAUUUAUAGUUUACCUUGUCCAAGUGCAGGACUGGGUACUACAGAAGUGCUUUAGCCUACACUAUCUGCCAGCCAAACGUAUCUAGAUCACAUCAAUGCUUUAGCAGCCCUCACCCCUGCACUGCCACUUGCCCUAGGAGAACAGAGAACUUGGUGACAAAGCGGAGUGUGGCCAGCAAAGUGCAAGGGGUUCAUGAGGAAAGGUUGAUUUGGCUUGUUGAAUUUUUAUCUUGCACAAAAAACUUCUUUCACUACCAGAAAAGACACUAUUUUCUGUUUCACUGUUGGCUUUUAAACAUUCUAAACUUCAGAGAGUUAAAGCUAAGGCUUUAAAUUUUUUACUUUACUUCCCCUUGCUUUGGUCCUUGCUUUGCACGGGAAGGUGGCCUAAAUGCGUUUUGGUAAGCAUGUCACUGCUAGCUAGGAGGUUGUAACCACAUGUAGGUGUGCAACAGAAAUCUUACCUGAAUGUGUUUAUUCUCCUUUUGAAAAAGAGAGCUUUUAAAUACAGCCACACACAGAAAGGAAGACUUCUGCUAUUGCUAUAAUUAUACCAGUGGGGUUUCUGUGUUUACAAACUCUGAAGUACAAAAAUUUCUGGUUUGGUUUGGUUUUGUACUUUUUUUUUCUGAAGAAGCACUUCUCAUAAAUGCUCAUAAUGCUCAAUGCUCAGUAAAUCCAAAAGUCUGUAAAGUGAACAGUUCACUUCAACUUUUAUUUGUGUACUUCGAGAUUUAAAAUCCACAAAUGGCUUUCACUGUUAAGUCCUUUUUUCCCUGAACUAUGAUUCCAUUUGAGUCAUUAAUAGAGACAGCACAAAGUUAAUGUGGGGACCAGUUUGUACUUCAGGUAGAGGCUUGCAUAUUUAUCUGUUUACUCGUUUUCAUUUUAGACAAUUUUUUUGAGCUUAGUUUAUAUGAGAGGGCAUAGGGCAAAAUUUUGGUUCCACUGAAUUUUAAUGUCUUCAAUGUGGUCAAGGUUUCAUUCUUCUCUUUCCUUCUAGCAUUGUUACUUUAAUCCUUGCCUUCAAAUGCAACUUUUAUAAAACACAGGUUCAUUUCACAGGAUUCUAGACUCUUAGUUCACAUACGUUGCCAAUUAUCUGUAUGCAAGAGGAUUGUUUUUACUGUGGCUUAAUAAGUUAAGAGGCUUAAGACACUGUCAGUAGACAGGUAAGAGCUCUAAAUCUUGGGUGUAUGCUUUUGUUACACGUACACGCCCUGUUGACUUGAAAUUCAAUAGACUACUUGCAGGGCYAGGCAUUAUAAGGAGAUGGAGGAAAUAAAAACCAUGGUCAGGAUCCCUUUGGCUCAUGAGAAAGGGACACUACGUUCUUGUUCAUGUCAGAGUUAACUACAUCUUAAUUUUCCUAUGUCAACUGGAAACUUCUUGUUGUGCUUCAGCAUAAAAGRGUACACUUUAUUGGUACAACUGCUGUAGCUACGGAAGUUCCUUCUGUGUAUUGAGAUGAUAUAAAGUAAGACUUAUUUAAGUGAUUUUUAUUUUCUCGCAUUAUACUAGAAAGUAAUUGCUACUUUGUCCACUAAUAUUGAGGUUAAUUAUUUUAAAAACAAAGCCAGAACAAUUGCAACGUACAGGUCCCUUAAUGAGCACAGAUGUAGCACUCCAAAUUCAGCUUAAAGUUCUGCUUGAGUUGCAUAGAAAUCAGAAUACUUUUCUGAACAUGCAUGAGGAUGAACGGAAAUUUUUGGUUUUACAUUCUAGAUUUAGCAAAAAGUUUACAAAAUAUACAUGYACCUGUGUUACUAUAGAAUCCCUAGUGGCUUACAGGCAUUGAUACAUCCUUAUGUUUUAAUGAUGCUGAAACUUUUAAAUAAACUUUUAAAAACGUGUUUUGGAGUGAAAUGAAUGCCCCUAAGUCAAAAAUCAUGUGCAUAAAAUGGAUAUUGUGAAUAAAAUAYAAGUAUGUUAACAGGUAAUUGACUUAGUCCUCUUUUGAGAGAGUUAUUUUAUAUAAAACAGUGAUUUAUAUUGCAAAAUGUGCAUUAUGUGGUACUAUAUUUGACAAUACUUAGAAAAAUGUAGARAGGAACCUAGUUUGUAUGUUUACGUUUCAGAAACACUACUAAAAUCUGGAUUUAUCCUCAAGCAUGUCUGCAAAAUCAGACAUGGAAUAGAUUUAUCAAUAUAAAUUGAGAUUUUUUGAGAAAUUUUCAUAUGUUAGUAUCAAGUUUUUGGAUUAUAUAUGACUCUUUUUCUGUUUCAAGUUUUUAUUUACAUGUUGAUCUUUGAUUCAUAUAAUGCUUAUGAAAUUUGAUUAUGAUAAAGUAAUAUUUGGCCCUUGUUUAUAMAUGCCAAGCAAGCAUUUUAAAUACUUAGUACUUUCUAAAAUUGUGCUUAGGUAAUCUUAACAGUAAACUUUCACAGGUAUAAUUUGAAAAUAUUUCCGCUUUAUUCAGCAUGUCCAUGGUGCUUUCAAAGCAGUAGAGCAAUAAAUCCCUGUUGAGGAAAAUGCAAUGACCUGCUCCUGAAGAGUGAGUCAAGGUUUCUAGCAUGGCAUUUUUUGGGGAAUGAGACCACAUUUUGCAACAUUCUGGUCUGUUGACAGUUAUCCUGCCAUAGAUGCUGCAGUAUUUUUUUUUCACACCCUUUUAAGUAGUCACAGGUAGCCUUAGCACAAUGAAAAUCCAACAGCAUCUGUUUUCAGUCCACAUGGAGGCUAUUCUAUAGUUUUAUGGAAAACCUGGCAUUAAUUUCARUUGUCUUUGAAUUAGAACUUCUGUUUUCAAUAUGGAUUAUUGUUGAUGAGAGGGUAAAAAGAGAUGUCCUUUUUUAAAGGAGAAUGUAAAUGCCAAAUGAAAAGGAAGGUGGCAGGCUGCAGAUUCAACUUCUGCAAAGUUGUUUUUUGGGGUGUUUUGUGCUGUGUGUUUGUAUGUGUUUCUCCAUUUGCCUGUUUCUGAGGUAGGAAGACCUCCUUAGUGCAGUUGUUGGUGGUCUCCUACCAUGAAAAAAUGCCCUACUCGGCAGCAUGGUGACAUGCAGAGCUCUGAUAAUUCUCGUUGAACUUCAGUGGGACCUGAACUUUUUGGUACUCAAUCUCUAGCUUCUAAUUCCCGAGUGCAAUGUAACAUUAUGAUAAAAGUUCAUUGCCAAGUUGGUUAAUUUGUGUUCGUUUAAUAAGGGAUGUAGCAUUUGUUGACUUGCAGUGGUUGAUAUUUUUGAGCACAUUUACAAAACUAGAGUGUUAAAUUGAGGUGAUAAAUGAGUAGUGUAGAAAGGUUUUGAUCACCCACAUUGGGUGAGAUUUGAUGUAUAUUCUGAAGCUUAUGUAUUACUAACUCUUGAGUUAUUGAGAAUAGGUACUUUGAGUCCUCUGUGGCAAAUUUAACUAGAGACUCUACCUAUAAUAAUGGCUUUGAGUCUGUAGUGC